AUGGACAGCGUCGACAGGUGGUUCAGCACAGAGCACAAGUUUGAACAUACCUGGAUGUUUUUGCUGAAGAGCUGCUACCUGAACCAGACCGACCUUGCAACCCUCUUCCACGUGUGCCCAUCCAUCCAUCUCCUCUCCCUUCUCAUCAACAAACACCGCUUUGUGGACUUCCGCCCCCUCCAACAACCAAUACCACCACAUCUGACCCCCGAAGUUGCCAUGCACCGAUGGAGCCGCAUGUUUACCGCAUGCUUACUCCACUAUGACCUCAGCAUCCCAACCGCCGUCCGAUUUGUUGGCAACAUCCACACACCGCUCAAACGCAUCUUCCUCAACGGCGCACCCAAUUAUGUCAACGCGGAAUCGACCGACGAGAACCUCCGCACCUUCAUUGCUUAUGGUAAUCACAAGACGGUUUACGACGAUGUUAGCAAAACACAAAGCGCAGUCGUAAAAGACGUUCUUCGCAACUACCUUCUGGCAGCCAACCCAGCCCUCCUUCCAUACAUCCAAGACGCUCACACUACUCCACUCGGGUUGGUUGAUGCAUGUCACGAAUAUCGAAAACCCCGUAUCAUCUUUGAUGCAACCCACCAUCCUUCUCUGACAGCCAUAGCAGCUAACGAUUUCACAUCCAAAGCGACCGGACCCGAAACCUGCUUCCCAAGAUCAUUUCCCAACUUCUUGAUCUGGAUCUACAACCUUUGCAUCACCUACCCCAAAGAGGAAAUCUACAUUUGCGACAAUGAUGUCUCUGGCGCCUUCCGCCAUGUCAAAUGGAACCCUAAUGUUGUUGACAUGCACAUGUUCAUGCUAUUUGGAUUCCGUUUCUUCUGUACGGGUCUCUCAUUUGGUGAUAACACCAGGCCAGCCCAGUGGGAAGUCGUCGCCAUGGUCGGCCAGCAACUCGCCCAUUCCCUUUGGUAUGCUGCCGUCACCACCAUCCCACGAGUUGCAAAAUACCUCCCAAAGCUAUCCCUUGCUCCCCGUCCAACACCAUCCAACAUUGCCGCUUUCACUCCUGCCAAAUCCGACUCUAAGAAUCCAGGGGUCUUAAACGCAGACAGAUCCCGCAAGUCCCCAACCUUUUACCACCAUGUUGACGAUUGUGUCUACGCUGACGUGGCCCUAUUCUUGCACCAAAAAAUUUCUGCCAGCAUCCUUGCCCUGUACAUCCUGUUAGGAUUCCCCAACCCAUCCAAUGGGAUCCGCAACUGCAUCUCUUGGGAAAAAUUCGCAAACCCUUUCUCCCACAAACGCAAAACCGUUGGAUGGUUACUCAACUCAAGACAAAUGACAGUGCGUUUACCUUCCAUCAAACGGGACCGCCUCCUCAAACUCAUUUCAGAAACACUGGCAAAUCCGUCUCUGUCCCUUUGA
This is a messenger RNA of Cylindrotheca closterium, 1380 nucleotides long. NCBI's taxonomy places the organism in Eukaryota, Bacillariophyta, Bacillariophyceae, Bacillariales, Bacillariaceae. The record is from the annotation of a GenBank genome assembly.